Messenger RNA from Penicillium canescens, 2111 nucleotides. RefSeq names its product threonine aspartase 1. Bases 590 to 1930 code for a protein of 446 amino acids. Gene Ontology annotation, molecular function: threonine-type endopeptidase activity. The record is from RefSeq and is a predicted model, not a curated record. Gene Ontology annotation, biological process: protein maturation. Lineage: Eukaryota; Fungi; Ascomycota; Eurotiomycetes; Eurotiales; Aspergillaceae. The transcript has 5 exons.
CAUUGAUCUAAUAUGGAAGAAAUAGGCAAUCGUCUUCAGCUUCUUCCAUGUUGCACUUCUUGAUUCCGUCCAACCCCUAAGCCGCUCGCUUUUUUAUUCCCAAUAUCCUCAUGUGCUCAGCUGUGGUGCGAUUCCUAUUUUUCCGUAUUGUUUAUCAUUCACGUACAUAUCCUGGCGAUUGGCUUUCAUCGCAUUGCUCAUUCUCUUCGUUUGCAGCCCUUAAAUCUGCCAUAGCAUUAGAGCAUUGGUUUCCGGUGCUCAUUUGAUUUGAGAACACUGGAUUGCCUGGUCGUUUGCCAAAUCCACGGGUUGGCCAUCAAUCUGAGAGCGACAAUCUGAGAACGGGAUAAAUCACGCUCUCUUGACAUUCAUCUAAAGGUCUUGCUUGUUGUUUACGCAGACCGACGGCAACUAUCCCUUCGUCGAGUUUCAUCGACCCAAUCAACGCGCAAUCUUUCGACGUGGUGGUAACCACGCCGCGCACCUCGGACAAACCCUCGCUGCAACCUGGUUCAUCGAAUCAGUUGCUCAAUCGCUUUGCGAUUCUUCCCAAGAGCUGCCGCGACGCUUCAAAACCGCAGCCUCCAAGAUGGAUCCACCUCCAAACGAUGGCAUUUGUGCCAUCUUUGUCCACGCUGGGGCUGGCUUCCAUAACUUCGAGAAUGAGCACAAGCAUUUGGGAGCCUGUGAUUCGGCUACCACUGCCGCCAUGGCAUUCUUGAAGGCCGGCGGUACUGCUGUCGACGCCGUCGAAGUCGCCUUGACGGUGCUCGAGGACAAUCCGAUCACAAACGCCGGAUAUGGCAGCAACUUGAACCAUAAUGGCAUAGUUGAGUGUGAUGCCUCGAUUGUUGACCAUCGAGGAAAAAGUGGGGCUGUCGGCGCUGUGCCCAACGUGAAGAACCCAAUCGCGCUCGCCCGAAAGAUUUAUGACAAGUCCAACAAAGACAUGGGCCAAUCGAGAGUGCCUCCCAACUUCAUUAUCGGAGAAGGCGCCAGAGACUUUGCGUGGGAAAAUGGGAUCGUCGUCUUACCACACGAUGACAUGACUCACCCCGCCGCGCGUCUGCGUUGGAAAUCAUGGAAAGAGGAAGUUGACGAUCACGAGCGUGUCAAAGGCAGCCAGGAUGCUGAUCUCUGGCUUCGUCGGCCUUUGACCCCGAUGGGGACUCGGCUUGAGCGCCUUGCGAAACGCGAGAGUCUUGCUGCAGCUGAUCAUGAAACAAAUGAGGAGUGCAUGUCCGAUUUGCCCGUAAGUAACCCUGGAGGACAUGCCACCGUCGCGAAGAUUGCCUCCUCAUCGUCUCGCGAUGGCAGCCCCGAUAUCGAGACCGAUACCGAGACUGAGCGCAGCACCAGCGACCAAGAGGAUGUUGAUAUGAUCUCAGACACCAUUGGUGCCAUUGCUAUUGACAGAUGGGGAAACAUUGCCGCAGGAUCUUCUUCUGGUGGCAUAGGCAUGAAGCACCGUGGCCGAGUUGGACCUGCGGCUCUUAUUGGCAUUGGUACUCACGUCGUCCCAGUAGAUCCAACUGACCCAGACGGGACCACAGUUGCAUGCGUCACAUCCGGAACCGGAGAGCUUAUUGCUUCGGCGUUCGUGGCUUACACCCUCUCGCAGCGCAUUUAUUUCAGUCAGAAAAAGUGCGAGAACGGCAGAUUUGAGCAGGAAGUGGACCAAGUGGUCAUCUCUGAGUAUUUCAAGAAUGAGUUUACCAACUUCCCUGCCGUGGACGACAGCUUUCUCUUUGGCUCUCUCGGAGCAAUGGUGGUGAGAAAAGACAACGAUGGCAUUGAGCUCUUCUUUGCCCACAACACCCAAUCUUUCGCCAUCGGCUCCAUGUCCAGCAACCGAGAGAAGCCUAUGUGUGUCAUGUCCCGUGGCACCCGAGGAAGCGUCAUGCAGGGAGGUGCUCGAGUCCGCUUCUAAAGCCGACUCACAUCGACCCAAGUGGCUUUUGCCCCAACUACUCGUUUCUGCUUUAUUUCGUCUUCCACUUUAUUCGAGAUACCCAGUUUGCCGCAACAUUUCCAGGCCCGUCUGCAUCGCCAGCGUUUCUCUCUUGCAUAGCGACAAACCGACAAGGUCGAGCCUCACGUCAAAUUUCCUU